Messenger RNA from Magnolia sinica, 1064 nucleotides. RefSeq names its product non-functional NADPH-dependent codeinone reductase 2-like. NCBI's taxonomy places the organism in Eukaryota, Viridiplantae, Streptophyta, Magnoliopsida, Magnoliales, Magnoliaceae. The record is from RefSeq and is a predicted model, not a curated record. Gene Ontology annotation, cellular component: cytosol. The transcript has 4 exons. Bases 12 to 971 code for a protein of 319 amino acids. Gene Ontology annotation, molecular function: aldose reductase (NADPH) activity.
UUCAUUCAAACAUGGGAGAGAUUCCAACGGCUGUCCUGAGUUCUGGCCACACCAUCCCAUUGAUUGGAAUGGGGACCGCAACGUACCCUGUCCCACCUCAAGACCAGCUCAUCUCCAACUUCAUCAGUGCAAUGGAGCUGGGGUACAGGCACUUCGAUACAGCUGCGGUGUACUAUACCGAGGAGGCCCUGGGACUGGCCAUAGCAGAAGCUAUCCGACGAGGAGUUGUAAAGAGCCGGGAAGAGCUCUUCAUCACGUCCAAGCUGUGGUGUAACGAGGCCCACCAUGAUCGUGUCAUCCCAGCCGUCAAGAAGACCCUCGAGAAUCUUGGAUUGGAGUAUCUGGACCUCUAUCUCAUACACUGGCCCCUGAGCUUGAAGCCAGGAGAACUUACAUUCCAAUUCAAGAAAGAAGACCUUCUGGCCAUGGAUUUCAAGUCUGUCUGGGAAGCCAUGGAAGAGUGCCAAAAGCUCGGGUUGACGAAGUCGAUCGGAGUGAGUAAUUUCUCCUGCAAGAAGCUCUCGGACCUGAUCGCCGUCGCCAGUAUACCUCCAGCUGUUAAUCAGGUGGAGAUGCAUGCCACAUGGCAGCAGCAGAAGCUUAGGGAGUUUUGCAAGGAGAAUGGAAUCCAUGUAACUGCAUGGAGCCCACUGGGUGCGAAUGGGGCCACCUGGGGAACGCUGGCGAUCAUGGAAAGUCCGGUCCUUAAAGAAAUUGCCGACGCUAAAGGCAAGACCGUCGCUCAGGUUGCUCUGAGGUGGUUACAUGAACAGGGGGUGAGCGUGGUGGUGAAGAGCUUCAACAAGGAGAGGAUGAAGAAGAACAUACAGAUCUUUGAUUGGGAACUAACCAAGGACGAGAGGGACCAGAUUAGCCGGGUCCCACAACGUCGGGGAUUUUCAGGGGAAUUGUUUCUUUCUCCAAGUGGGCCUUUCAAAUCAGUAGAAGAACUUUGGGAUGGAGAGGUAUAGAAACAAAUAUCAAAUACAAAUAAAGAUACGGACUCCAGCUUAGAAAUGCUAUGAAAGGAAUUAAAAUUUUAAAUAUUGAAUCUUCUAGCUUCA